This is a messenger RNA of Panthera uncia (snow leopard), 4179 nucleotides long. It is a transcript of the gene EIF5B, whose product is annotated as eukaryotic translation initiation factor 5B. NCBI's taxonomy places the organism in Eukaryota, Metazoa, Chordata, Mammalia, Carnivora, Felidae. The transcript is spliced from 26 exons. The record is from RefSeq and is a predicted model, not a curated record. Gene Ontology annotation, molecular function: GTP binding; translation initiation factor activity; GTPase activity. Bases 51 to 4004 code for a protein of 1317 amino acids.
GCCUGAGGGGCGGGUGAACUGGAGACGCUCUACCCAAAGCGCAGCUCUCGAUGAGCCGCGCCCUGCGUCCUCACGCCGAGGCGGCUGGGCGAUGCGCUUGCGCACUCAGAGCUCACACCAUAUGUGCCCUGUCCCAGUGCGCGGGUCUGUGGAGAGCCGGGUGCGAGAGGCGGCAGCGCGAGGGGAACGGAGCUGAACAGAGACCAAAGUCGGCUGGGGGACAUUGGGUCUGUAAGAGACCGAAUAGAGGGGCUGGGACUACGAGCGCCGCUGACACACGAUGGGGAAGAAGCAGAAAAACAAGAGCGAAGACAGGUAAAUACCUAGGAGUGGGAUUGCUGGGUCCUAUGGACCUUUUCCUGAGUCUGGAGCAGCAAGUUCAUGCCAAGGAUGACAUUGAUCUUGAUGCCUUGGCUGCAGAAAUAGAAGGAGCUGGUGCUGCCAAGGAACAGGAACCUCAAAAGUCAAAGGGGAAAAAGAAAAAGGAGAAAAAAAGGCAAGACUUUGAUGAAGAUGAUAUCCUGAAAGAACUGGAAGAAUUGUCUUGGGAAACUCAAGGCAUCAAAGCUGACAGAGAAAGUGCUGCAGUAAAGCCAACAGAAAAUAAUGAAGAAGAAUCCACCUCAAAACAAGAUAAAAAAAAGAAAGGACAGAAAGGCAAAAAACAAAGUUUUGAUGAUAAUGAUAGUGAAGAAUGGGAAGAUAAAGAUUCAAAAUCGAAAAAAUCUGCAAAGCCAAAAGUGGAAAUGUACUCUGGGAGCGAUGAUGAUGAUGAUGAUUUUAAUAAACUUUCUAAAAAAGCUAAAGGGAAAGCUCAGAAAUCAAGUAAAAAAGGGGAUGGCUCAGAAGAUGAUGAGGAUAACAGUAAAAGAAUUAAAGAGCGUUCCAGAGUAAAUUCUUCGGGUGAAAGUGGUGAUGAGUCAGAUGAAUUUUUGCAGUCUAGAAAAGGACAGAAAAAAAAUCAAAAAAAUAAGCCAGGUCCUAAUGUGGAGAGUGGGAAUGAAGAUGACGACUCUUCCUUCAGAAUUAAGACAGUGUCCCAAAAGAAGGCGGAAAAGAAAGAACGGGAAAGAAAAAAGCGAGAUGAAGAAAAAGCAAAACUGCGGAAGCUAAAAGAAAAAGAAGAGCUAGAGACUGGGAAAAAGGAUCAGAGUAAACAAUCUCAAAAGAAAUCUGAAGAAGAAACUAUAAAAUCCAAAGUGACCCUUGAUGUUGGAGCAGUCCCUACUUCUGAAGAGAAAGGAGAGACUCCCACAGCUGCUGAAGAUGACAAUGAAGGAGACAAAAAGAAAAAAGAUAAGAAGAAAAAGAAAGAAAAGGAAGAGAAAGAGAAGGAGAAGAAAAAAGGACCUAGCAAAGCCACAGUUAAAGCUAUGCAAGAAGCUCUGGCUAAGCUUAAAGAAGAAGAAGAACGACAAAAGAGAGAAGAGGAGGAACGCAUAAAACGGCUUGAAGAGUUAGAAGCUAAACGUAAAGAAGAGGAAAGACUAGAACAAGAAAAGAGAGAAAGGAAAAAGCAAAAAGAAAAAGAACGAAAAGAACGCUUGAAAAAAGAAGGGAAACUUUUAACUAAAUCCCAGAGAGAAGCCAGAGCCAGAGCUGAAGCUACUCUUAAACUUCUACAAGCUCAGGGUGUUGAAGUGCCAUCAAAAGACUCUUUGCCAAAGAAAAGGCCAAUUUAUGAAGAUAAAAAGAAGAAAAAAACACUACAGCAGCUAGAAAAUAAAGAAGUGUCUGAACCAAUAGAAUUAAAUGCUGCUGUAGAAGUGGUAGAACAAGGAGUACCAGAAAAGGAAGAGACGCCACCUCCUGUUGAACCAGAAGAGGAAGAAGAAACUGAAGAUGCUGGAUUGGAUGAUUGGGAAGCUAUGGCCAGUGAUGAGGAGAGAGAAAAAGAAGAAAACACGGUGCAUAUAGAAGUAAAAGAAAACCCUGAAGAAGAGGAGGAGGAGGAGGAAGAAGAGAGUGAAGAGGAAGAAAGUGAAGAGGAAGAGGAAGAGGAAGGAGAAAGUGAAGGCAGUGAAGGUGAUGAAGAAGAUGAAAAGGUGUCCGAUGAGAAAGAAGCGGGGAAAAUGUUAGAUAAAAAACCAAGUAAAGAAAUGAGUUCAGAAUCUGAAUACGACUCUGAUGAUGAUCGAACUAAAGAAGAAAGGGCUUAUGACAAAGCCAAACGGAGGAUUGAGAAACGGCGACUUGAACACAGUAAAAAUGUAAAUACAGAAAAGCUAAGAGCUCCUGUUAUUUGUGUACUUGGACAUGUGGAUACAGGGAAGACAAAAAUUCUAGAUAAACUUCGUCACACACAUGUACAAGAUGGUGAAGCAGGUGGCAUUACGCAACAAAUUGGGGCCACCAAUGUUCCCCUUGAAGCUAUUAAUGAACAGACUAAGAUGAUUAAAAAUUUUGAUAGAGAGAAUGUACGAAUUCCAGGGAUGCUGAUUAUUGAUACUCCCGGGCAUGAGUCUUUCAGUAAUCUAAGAAACAGAGGAAGCUCUCUUUGUGAUAUUGCUAUUUUAGUCGUUGAUAUUAUGCAUGGUUUGGAGCCCCAAACAAUUGAAUCUAUUAACCUUCUGAAAUCUAAAAAAUGUCCCUUCAUUGUUGCACUCAAUAAGAUUGAUAGGUUGUAUGAUUGGAAAAAGAGCCCUGACUCUGAUGUGGCUGCUACUUUAAAGAAGCAGAAAAAGAACACAAAAGAUGAAUUUGAGGAGCGAGCAAAGGCUAUUAUUGUAGAAUUUGCACAGCAGGGUUUGAAUGCAGCUUUGUUUUAUGAGAACAAGGAUCCCCGUACUUUUGUGUCCUUGGUACCUACCUCUGCACAUACUGGUGAUGGCAUGGGAAGUUUGAUCUACCUUCUUGUCGAGUUAACUCAGACCAUGUUGAGCAAGAGACUUGCACAUUGUGAGGAGCUAAGAGCACAGGUUAUGGAGGUUAAGGCUCUCCCAGGAAUGGGCACCACCAUAGAUGUGAUACUGAUCAAUGGGCGUUUGAAGGAAGGAGAUACAAUUAUCGUUCCUGGAGUAGAAGGGCCCAUUGUAACUCAGAUUCGAGGCCUCCUAUUACCUCCUCCUAUGAAGGAAUUACGGGUGAAGAACCAGUAUGAAAAGCAUAAAGAAGUAGAAGCAGCUCAGGGGGUAAAGAUUCUUGGAAAAGACCUGGAGAAGACAUUGGCUGGCUUACCCCUCCUGGUGGCUUAUAAAGAAGAUGAAAUCCCGGUUCUUAAAGAUGAGUUGAUCCAUGAGUUGAAGCAGACGCUAAAUGCUAUCAAGUUGGAAGAAAAAGGAGUCUAUGUCCAGGCCUCUACACUGGGAUCUUUGGAAGCUCUACUUGAAUUUCUGAAAACAUCAGAAGUGCCCUAUGCAGGAAUUAAUAUUGGUCCAGUCCAUAAAAAAGAUGUCAUGAAGGCUUCAGUGAUGUUGGAACAUGAUCCUCAGUAUGCAGUGAUUUUGGCCUUUGAUGUGAGAAUUGAACGGGAUGCACAAGAAAUGGCUGAUAGUUUAGGAGUUAGAAUUUUUAGUGCAGAAAUUAUUUAUCAUUUAUUUGAUGCCUUUACGAAAUAUAGACAAGACUACAAGAAACAGAAACAAGAAGAAUUUAAGCACAUAGCAGUAUUUCCCUGCAAGAUGAAAAUCCUCCCCCAGUAUAUUUUUAAUUCUCGAGACCCAAUAGUGAUGGGAGUGACUGUGGAAGCAGGUCAGGUGAAACAGGGGACACCCAUGUGCGUCCCUAGCAAAAAUUUUGUUGACAUUGGAAUAGUAACGAGUAUUGAAAUAAACCAUAAACAAGUGGAUGUUGCAAAAAAAGGGCAAGAAGUCUGUGUCAAAAUAGAACCUAUCCCUGGUGAAUCUCCCAAAAUGUAUGGAAGACAUUUUGAAGCUACAGACAUUCUUGUCAGUAAGAUCAGCCGGCAGUCCAUCGAUGCCCUCAAAGACUGGUUCAGAGAUGAGAUGCAGAAGAGUGAUUGGCAGCUUAUUGUGGAGCUGAAGAAAGUAUUUGAAAUCAUCUAAUUUUUCCACAUGGGGCAGGAAUUGGAAUAAAUGAAAUAUUAUGUCAUAAUACCACCAAGAAAAAACAAGACAAAAAAAUGGAACGGAUGUAUCUGGACACUGAUGAACUUAAGUAUGGAAGGAAAAAAAUAGGUGUAUAAAAUGUUUUCCAUGAGAAACCAAGAAACUUACACUG